Messenger RNA from Gilbertella persicaria, 1344 nucleotides. RefSeq lists its product as uncharacterized. NCBI's taxonomy places the organism in Eukaryota, Fungi, Mucoromycota, Mucoromycetes, Mucorales, Choanephoraceae. The coding region runs from base 24 to 1082 and encodes 352 amino acids. The transcript has a single exon. The record is from RefSeq and is a predicted model, not a curated record.
UUUUUUUUCUUUUCUUUUUCUUCAUGUCUUUUUUAUUUCGCUCUACUCCACACUAUUUACCAAAACAGACGCGAUCCCUUUGGACAAAAAUAACAGCAACAGGAUCUUCAAUUGAGGAAUGUGUUCAAGUCUCGAUCGAGUCACUUAAACAGAAACAACCUGAUGUGUGUGUUGUCCUUGCCUCAAAGUCUUUUUCUCUUAAACACUAUCGCCAACUCUCAGCUGAACUUAACAAGCGACUUAAGCCUACUGUCUUACUCGGUGGUGUUGUGGACCGCAUUCCUCAGGUAGACCAUGGUAUUUCACUUUUAUUAGGGUUUGAUGAAAAAAUCGUGCCUUUUACGAUCAAAGACAGCCCGCAUCGACACAAAAUUCGCAGUACCUCCGUGGGUCGAUGGGGUCGUAUGGAAGAGCGAGAAAGACUUCAGACCCAAAGUGACCACAUUGAUAAAGUAGGAUGGGAGAACUUUGGGUCGAUCAGUACGCCUGUUCAAACGCAUACGUUGCCACCAGGCAUCGUGGACAAGCCUUCGUUUGUCUUGAGUGUGUCUGAUAAUGAGCCGGAUGAACUCUUACAGGCUUUGGAUCAUCAUUUUCCUGAUGUGCCCAAGGUAGGUAUCUUGGGUAGCUCAACGCCGUUUGUGACAGGUGAGCCGUAUGCCUUGUUUCAUUCAACCGGGAUCAUGGGUUCAGGCAUCGUUGGGUUUGCUUCUUAUGGCUCUACUGGGCACAUCCAAGUGGAGCAUACGGCCAUGCAGAAAUUAGGUGAGCCUAUCAAAAUCACACGCUGUCGAGGCAAUAUCAUCCUUGAUUUGGAUGAAGCAGGUGCUACUGGUUUAUUGCUCAAGUUGAUCCAUAGUGGAAACAAGAUAUCCAAAGACGAAGAAUUCUAUUUAGGUAUUUAUCCUCUAGGUGAUUCAUCAGAGGAAAAUGUGACAGUCAGUCGCAUCACCAGUGGUGAUCCUAGUCGAGGUAACAUGUCUGUGGAUACAACAGCGGAUCUUCAAGUGGGCCAAACUGUUCAGGUAAGCUCUCAUAGGUUUCUAUUCAACUUUCAUCAGACACUUUUUGUUAGUUUAUGAGAAAGAAGCCAUUGACCUCUGAAAAUGUCUCGAGUGAUCCCAUCGGGAAAGACAAGAUCGUGUUUGGUGUCAGUAGUAAGGACUAUACGAUCGAUAGUUCUCCUGUACAGAUUCCAGACGAAGCCAGCGUCCUUCCUGAUGUGUUUGGUGGUGUCUCUGAAAACGGGGUAGUUGUCGGUCGAAGUAACAUACCUUCUGAAGUAUUAGAUGUGCCAUUCUCAAAAGUAAUGUUUAGCUUAAAAUAAAAGGUGUAUAUUACAGU